Paralichthys olivaceus (Japanese flounder) is the source of this 5286-nucleotide messenger RNA. The record is from RefSeq and is a predicted model, not a curated record. Lineage: Eukaryota; Metazoa; Chordata; Actinopteri; Pleuronectiformes; Paralichthyidae.
CUCCCUGCAGUCAGUCAGUGUGUGAGUGAGGAGCUUUAACUUUCCUGAGGAGCGCACGCUGCAUGCCUGGACCUCUCCCCCCCACAGGGACUUUAGUUUCCAAUUGCUGCUUCUUCUACGUCUCUUCUGUCUUUCCCACGAGAUGUUGAUCGCUGUAGUGCGACCACGACAUCUCCUCGUCUCGCCGUCUCGCACAAGAUUGAACUAGGGAAACAUUUUCUCACAAGACGCGCAGCGCGACAGCUCCGGGGCCACUAACAGCGCAGAGUGCGCAGGUAGCUGAGCACCAGGGACUGAUCCCGAGGCUGCGCCCGGAUUCUCUGCUCCGAUUAUUGUUCAUUUCAACUUGGAGGCGAAAGUGAGCGAUCUGUUGGAAUUGGUUUGUUCAAUGACUUAAGAGCCUGGAUCUGAAGUUAUAUAUUCGGGGGAUCUGUAAUCUGCAAGAGAUUUCAAAAAAAGAAUCAGUCUUUGAUUGCUUCUGGAGGUUGGUCCACCAUGCAGCUGGACGGUCUGUGGACGGUCCACGCCCUCCUGGCACUGUCAAGCCUCGUACUUGGGAACCCAGUGGGCAACGACUCGCUGGCCGCGCCUCGCGUCUUUAUCUCCUUCAAAGAGCUGAGAUCUACUGGCACCGCUCAUCACUUUGCCUACCUCCUCAACACCACCGACUACAGGAUCCUGCGUAUGGAUGAAGAUCACGACCGCAUGUAUGUCGGCAGCAAGGACCACAUCCUGUCCUUGGAUCUCCACGACAUCAACAAGGAGCCACAUAUUAUCCACUGGCCAGUGUCUGAACGAAGAAAGAUGGAGUGCCUUGUGAGCGGGAAGGACGCCAAUGAGGAGUGUGCAAACUUUAUCCGUCUGAUUGAGCCAUGGAAUCGAACUCAGCUGUACAUCUGUGGGACGGGAGCUUACAAUCCAGUCUGUACCUUUGUCAACCGCGGACGAAAACCUCAGACAUCCAUGUAUCUACAGAUGGCCCAGACCAGAGGAAGGGCUAGCCGCGCAGCCGAACCCAGCGCAGUGCAUGAGACACUCGGACUAAAGGAAGAAAUCUUUCACUUGGAGCCGGGAAAAGUGGAAUCCGGGAAGGGAAAGUGCUCCUACGACCCAAAGCUCAACAGCGCGUCAGCUUUGAUCAAUGGUGAACUCUAUGCUGGGGUCUAUGUCGACUUUAUGGGAACAGACUCUGCCAUUUUCCGCACUUUGGGGACAAAGACUGCGAUGCGAACAGAUCAGUACAACUCCAGAUGGCUGAAUGACCCCACUUUCAUCCACGUACACCUCAUCCCUGACAGCGCGGAGAGAAAUGACGACAAGCUGUAUUUCUUCUUCCGGGAAAAGUCCUCCGAGAUGGGCCAGAGUCCUGUGACCCAGUCACGUAUAGGACGCAUCUGCCUGAACGAUGACGGGGGCCACUGCUGCCUGGUCAACAAGUGGAGCACCUUCCUGAAGGCCAGGCUCAUCUGCUCCGUGCCCGGUGCCGACGGCAUGGAGACGCACUUCGACGAGCUCCGAGAUGUUUACAUACAACCGACACAGGACACAAAGAAUCCUGUGAUAUAUGGAGUCUUCUCUGUCUCUGGUUCUGUCUUCAAAGGCUCAGCGGUAUGUGUCUACUCAAUGGCCGACAUUCGCAUGGUCUUCAACGGACCCUUCGCCCACAAGGAGGGUCCCAAUUACCAAUGGGUGGCUUACACUGGGAAGAUCCCCUACCCUCGCCCUGGCACGUGCCCUGGAGGUACCUUCACUCCCAACAUGAAGUCCACUAAGGACUAUCCAGAUGAAGUGAUUAACUUCAUGAGGAAUCACCCGGCCAUGUAUAAUGCCGUGUACCCAGUACACAAGCGCCCCCUAGUGGUUCGGACCAACGUGGACUAUGAAUUCACCACCAUCACUGUGGACCAGGUGGCGGCUGCAGAUGGCAACUAUGAAGUGCUCUUCUUAGGAACUGACAAGGGAACAGUCCAGAAAGUCAUUGUGCUGCCCAGAGAUGAUCUGCAGACCGAGGAGCUGGUCCUGGAGGAGGUGGAGGUUUUCAAGGCCCCCACUCCAGUUACAACAAUGAAGAUCUCAUCCAAAAGGCAACAGCUGUAUGUGUCAUCUGCGGUGGGCCUGACACAGCUGGCUCUCCACCGGUGCGACGUGUACGGCGAGGCCUGUGCUGACUGCUGCCUAGCCAGAGAUCCUUACUGCGCCUGGGACGGCAAGUCCUGCUCCCGCUACUCUGCCUCGCAGAAGAGGUCUGACCCCUUUAGACGUAGCCGGAGGCAGGACGUCAAGUACGGGAACCCCAUCCGUCAGUGCAGAGGCUUCAACUCCAACACCAAUAAGAACACUCUGGAGAUGGUGCAGUACGGGGUGGAGGGAAGCAGCACCUUCCUGGAGUGUCAGGCCCGCUCCCCACAUGCUGUCAUCAAAUGGCAUCUGCAGAGAGACAACAGCGACCGCAGGAAAGAGAUGCGUUCUGAUGGUCGGGUUUUGAAGACAGAACAAGGUCUCCUCCUGCGUUCCCUGCAGCCCUCUGACUCCGGCAUGUACCAGUGUACGGCCACGGAGAAGAACUUCAAAUACACAGUGGUGAAGAUGCAGCUGGUGGUGUUGUCGAGCAGGGCUGUCAACAGUGUUCUGGUGGAGGGCGGGGGAGGGCUGGUGCCGUCCUCGCUCCACUCCAGCAGCACCCAGUGGACCCCCAGUGCAGGCCAGUACAAGGACCUGCUGACCAUCCUGAGCCAGCCAGAGAUGAGCCUGAUCAAUCAGUACUGCCAGGACUACUGGCAGUUCGGAGACCCGCUGCUGGGUGCCCUCAAAGCCAAAGACCUGAAGGAGAUCAAGGAGCACAAGAAGCCCCGCAACCGCCGGCAUCACGGGGAGGGGGAGGAGAAUGAGGAGCAGGAGGAGGAAGAGACAUGAGGAGCCCAGCUUUGUGUCUGAAAUACCCUCGUCCACCCUUCCCCCUCCACACCCUGUGAAAACUGGGAGAGACUCAUUGAGAGUAGCUACAUGAAAAAAGUCCACAAACCGGGAAAAAAAGCAAACUGAGAAAAAAAGAGGCUUGCAAACAAAACCCCACAUACAUCCUCUCAAACAGUAAGAUAUAUGAUACACAGUAUUUAUUGUAGGUUGUAUAUAGUAUCAUUCUGUGGAUUUCUUUGUACUUAUAGAAAAAACAUGCUCUUUGUGUAUAGGUACCUUUGGGGCAAAUAUUAUUGUUAUUAUUGAUGUUGUUAAUUUUAUUGUUGCUGUUACUGUCAUUACAAAACUCAUCUGUCGGCAUCACAUGACCAUUGGCGACUGUUUGGAAUGUGUUAGCGGGCAUGUAAGCUGUCAGGAGCAAACUACGAGACGCUCGCUCUGACAGGGAAAUGAAUUGUUGAUAAAGGGUUGAUGGGAUCUCCUUUGUUUCUUGCUUGUUUUGACUCGAUUCCAGGACUCUUUUUAUUACUGGACACAUCAAGAAUGCCGGUAAUGCAACCUCCUUGUGGCUGCUCGCAGACAGAGACUUAAUAUUGCAAGGGGACCAUUGAUACAUGGUCCCAGUUAUUGUGGGGAAACAGUUCUUUCUACAUGGGAACCUACAAUAUGUUGUAAUCGGGCCUUUUAAUAAUUGUAUUUUAAACUGGUGCUUGCCCUUUGUUUUUUUCCUCUACUUCUCGUGAUUGGAGGAUUGAUUGUAAAAUGAUGGAGCAUCUUCGCUACUUGUCAGACGAGAUACUAAUUCAGAUUAGUGAGAUUUACAUUUGCAAAAAAAAUGACAAAGUUCUCACUGUGUUCUUUGCCCUGAGUGACCUGUGGUUGCUUCUGGCAAUGGAUUUAAAAAUGAGACAAGCAUCAGCUUUUUAUGAGAUCUAUCAUUAUAAUUGUUGACAUAAUAAUGUCACUAUAAUGCUACGGUUCUUUUCUGCUGCAAACUUUGAACUGAGAGAGAGGUGCAAUAUAAGGUCAAGGUUUUGUACAAAGGGCAUUAUUGUUUUACUUUCAAGGGACAUUGGCUGGGGCCAAAUGCGACAAGCACACUCGGGCAAGGUGUAGUUGACUUUAGUGUCAAAACAAAACCAGUUUAAAGAGGAAAGAAGUGCCCACAUAAGGCAGCACUCAAGACAUCUCUCGUUCUUUCUUCCUUUGACAUUCAUGUGUGGAAAAAAAUGUAAUUGCCCAUAUACACAACAGAGCAUCGUAACAAUGUUGUGACACUAACCAAAAUUAUUGGGAAGCUGGCUUUCAUUGUGUGCAUGAACCUGUAUUUGUACUGUAAUUCUGAUAAGAUACUGUGUGGUCGUUUUUUUCUGUUCUUUGUUUCUAGAGGUGUACAGUACAGUCUGAGGAAGGUUCUCAGUGUGGCAAAAUGGGAAAAACAAAUGCUUUAAAGAAGUCCUUGUUUAAAAUAUACUCCUGUAUAAAGCAUGAUGCAUUUUCUUAUUGGCAUGAAUUAGGUUCUGUCAAAGUACAAAGUGCAAUUAUCUUGCUCAUGUGUUUGAAAAACAGUUAAUAGCAUAAUUUUAAAAAGUGCAAACAAGUUACACAUCAAUCACAGAGUAGGGCAGAUUGAAAUUGAGAGGAGUGUUUUUAAGAAGUGAGCAAACAUUCUAUUGAUUAGAAUGCUUGUGCUCACUCUCUGCUAUACUGCUCUAUGAAAAAUAUUACUACAAAAAUUCCCCAAGAAGUAGAUUAAUGGAGUUUUCAUGUAUAAGAAUAUACAACUUUGGAAAAAAUUGGAAAAAGGAAAACAUGUAGCAUUAUUAUGACAUUAAGUGUCUUUUAAUGUACAUUGUUCAAGCCUUUUAAUAGUCUGCAUGAAUGCCUAUUGGAAGAUGCAUUAAUAAUUCAUACAGAUGUUUUUGUAUCCGCUCCUCAAUUUGGAAUUUGUCUGCAUUCCCAGAAUCAAUCUCGGCCCCAGAUCGUCUCUUUCAAAUGAGACCAGGGAUUCUAUAAAUGGAAAAAAAUUAUGAAAAAAGGCAAGGAGGGGUUGUACAAUUUGUUGGUAUUUUUUUUUAAACUGUGUCUUUAGUUUUUGAGUGUUUUUGUUUGUUUGUUUUUUUUUGUUUUUUUUUGCAUCAUCAGACUUUAUGAAAAAAGAAAAAAACACUAAAUGCACAGAGGUGAUGCUAUUGUAAUGACUUGUGUAAAUUACUUUAUCUUCCCUUUCCAUUGUUGUUGCUGACUAAUAAAUUAAAGCUCUAUAUUUUAUAAGAAUGGAAUGUUCCCCCCCUUCAUUGUGAUUGGCCUUAUACUGAAUGUUUUCCAUGUUCUGCCCAGAUCUCUCUGGAUCCUUGGAAUAAAGUUGUA